AUGAUGAUGGUCUUCUUCACCUCGACCGGGACACCACUAUACUCGAAUGCCUGGACACCUACGUCCACAGGACAAUACGCCGGAACGUGCAUCUUUCUCAUCGUUCUCGCGGUCGUCAUGCGAGGACUCAUCGCGUUGAGGUGCAGCUUUGAAUAUCUCUGGGAUCGAUCGGCUGGCAAACAGAACGUGGAUGCGCUGCGACGGAUGCCGACGAAUGUGAAGGAAGAUGUUGCGGCGCCACCGACAGCAGGGCAAAGGCGGCCGUGGAGGGUCAAUGAGGCUGCGGCGAGGGCGUGUCUCGAUGUGGUGUUGGCUGGUGUCAGCUACUUGCUCAUGCUGGCGGUAAUGACGAUGAACGUGGGAUACUUCAUGGCUGUCCUCGGAGGCGUGUUUCUCGGAAGCUUCAUCCUGGGAGGAAGAGUUGGAGGGCCUGUGACGCAUUGA
This is a messenger RNA of Zymoseptoria tritici IPO323, 444 nucleotides long. RefSeq lists its product as uncharacterized. The transcript has 2 exons. Gene Ontology annotation, molecular function: copper ion transmembrane transporter activity. The record is from RefSeq and is a predicted model, not a curated record. Gene Ontology annotation, cellular component: plasma membrane. NCBI's taxonomy places the organism in Eukaryota, Fungi, Ascomycota, Dothideomycetes, Mycosphaerellales, Mycosphaerellaceae. Gene Ontology annotation, biological process: intracellular copper ion homeostasis; copper ion transmembrane transport. Bases 1 to 444 code for a protein of 147 amino acids.